This is a messenger RNA of Parastagonospora nodorum SN15, 567 nucleotides long. RefSeq lists its product as hypothetical. Bases 1 to 567 code for a protein of 188 amino acids. The transcript has a single exon. Lineage: Eukaryota; Fungi; Ascomycota; Dothideomycetes; Pleosporales; Phaeosphaeriaceae. The record is from RefSeq and is a predicted model, not a curated record.
AUGAACGGCCGCUUCACCGCACACCACAACCCCGCCGUUGUCAGCUUGCGCGCGAGCAACCUUAACCUCAUGCUUAUCGGAUACGGUAAGCGCAGCAACGACGGCACGCGCGCCGAGGUGUGGGCAGAUGGUCUCAUCACCAAGGCCGAGCUGCGACUGAAGGCACUGAUCGAAGGUGAUUGGCAGCCGAUCAAGUGGUUCGAGAUCGCCGAGUUCGUGCCUUGGAUCAGCCAGAUCAAAAAGCAUGGUGAGAAAGAUGAGGAAAAGAUCAUUGCGAUCCGGAACAACUGGCUCUUAUUGUACCCCGACAUGCAGCUUGACCAGCCAUCCACGUAUACGACAGCUACAGCCCCAGCAACUGCGGAGAUAAUCAAUGAAUUCGAAACCUGGGUACGCCGGAUCCCCGAUGAGCCCAGAGACCAAGGUAAGGAAGGCGGAGGUAUCAAGACAUUGGCACAUCAUUUUUCCGGGUGUACUACAGGCGGCGCCACCAUCAGGUCCGAAGCCCACCAGUCCAGUUGCGAAGAGACAGAUGUUCGAGACCUAGCAUCGCCACUGAUGCCGUAG